This is a messenger RNA of Neltuma alba, 1298 nucleotides long. Its product is annotated as pathogenesis-related protein 5-like. The record is from RefSeq and is a predicted model, not a curated record. The transcript has 3 exons. Bases 259 to 1119 code for a protein of 286 amino acids. NCBI's taxonomy places the organism in Eukaryota, Viridiplantae, Streptophyta, Magnoliopsida, Fabales, Fabaceae.
UAACAAGAAUGAAGCAUCAGUGCAAAGCAUACAGGGGACACAAUAAAGAAAUGAGAAUGGGAUUGGAGGGUAAGGUAUCAUCUUUGAUGUUAGGCAAAGCAAGGAAGCCUUUUUGGGGUUGUCUGUGGAAUCUGGAAUCCAUAAAGAUUCACUCUCUUCUUCACGCAUUCUUCAAUACUUUCUGUCUCAGCCAAUGCCAUAAAUAACUUCACCAUUAACAUUCGACUUGUCCCAUAAUUAGAAGCUGAGUAGACUAUUAUGGCUCAUCCUUACUCUGCAUUUCUUAAACUCACUUUCAUCUUCAUUGUCACUGUCUCAGGUCCAGAACUCUGUGGAAGCAAGCAAACUUUCACUUUUGUAAAUUACUGCAAGGAAACAAUAUGGCCUGGGAUAACUCACAAUGACAACUUCACUAGUGGCAGCUUCACAUUGAAACCAUGCCAAUCCCAAGCAUUCACUGCUCCUGCUGGAUGGAAUGGCCGGAUAUGGGCCAGAACAGGCUGCAACUUCGACAAAAAUGGCGCUGGCAAGUGCCGAACAGGAGGUUGUGGAACUGAGAUGAAUUGUAGCGCCCCCGGAAGCCCACCAUCAACACUAGCUGAAUUUGCUCUUGGUGAACUUGAUUACUAUGAUGUUAGUCUUGUGGAUGGGUUCAACUUGCCCAUAGCCGUGCAGACUGUUAAUGGCACAGGGAACUGCAGCAGUGCAGGAUGUGAUGGAGAUCUGAGGCAGAACUGCCCGUCACAGCUAGCCAUGAAGGAAGAUGGCAAAGUUAUUGCUUGCCGGAGCGCCUGUGAUGUCUUCAAAACUGAUGAGUAUUGUUGCAGAGGGCAGCAUGGAAAUCCAGGAACAUGCCUGCCUUCCAACUACUCGAAGAGUUUCAAAUCCGUGUGUCCUGUAGCAUAUAGUUAUGCAUAUGACGAUCCAACAAGUGUUUUAACAUGUUCUGGAGCAGAUUUUGUCGUGACAUUCUGUGGAUCCAGGAAUCAAACGUUGCCAACUUCCCAUGACAAUCAGCAUCCAUGUAAUGCAUCAAAUGCUCAUAAAGCCAUACCUCAGAGUUUGUGGGUCCUGAUGCUGCCAUUGGCUUUCAUGUUCAAUUCAUGGAUCGCAUCUUAGCAAAUCACGCAUGUUGAAGACCUUUUCAAUGAACACCUUCACUAGUUCAUUUCACUUGGAAUUUCCUUGUUGCCUCCCUUGAUUUUCCCACAAACUAAAUUGAAGAUGUCCUCCAGCCUUUUCACAUGUCAUGUACAUACAUUUUCCUAAGUUAUAAUCACUUCUUUUCUUUCUCUCCU